AUGGAUAUUUUUCAGGUUGAAGAAUAUAAUAAAGAGACUAAUAGCAUAAAGGCCGCUUUACAUUUCUCAGGCAGUCAUUGUGGUGGCUGCCGAGCAAGAGUGACUCAAUCGUUUCAACGACCACAAGUUCAUCUUGAAGCGCAAGGUCGGCGCAAUACUGGCUCACGUUCGAAAAAAGCAGAAGGUGGAGGGAUUAAUGAGAAGCCUGAAGGUGCGGAUGUAUCUAAAUACAAAGCAGAAGGACCUAAUGAAGAGGUGGAUAUGGUGUGCCAGGAAUCAGAAGGCACAGGCGGCAGUGCAGCAAAUGUAUCAUUGACUCUCAUUUCGCAGUCGCAAGGAGCUUCGCCAGACUAUCAUAUAACUGUGUGA
This is a messenger RNA of Ambispora gerdemannii, 369 nucleotides long. Lineage: Eukaryota; Fungi; Glomeromycota; Glomeromycetes; Archaeosporales; Ambisporaceae. The record is from the annotation of a GenBank genome assembly.